CGCCGCUGGGCGCACGCUCAGAGCCAGCUGCUGGCGGGAGGCCGGAGCUGAUGAUCUGCGACCCGGGGACUGACGGCUCAGGAGGGCAAGGUGGUCCCGGAGUGGGGCAGAGUCACGGGCGGUGGAGGAUCCUGGAGGUGACGGCAAGGAGAGGACGCGAUGGCCAGGCGCCGCGGCUGAGGCGGGCGCGGACGGGCGCGAGCGGACAGCGCGUCUGGGCUGCAGGCUGCGCGCGGCGGGGCGGGGGCGGGCGUCGGGGGACGAUGCCAUGUCUCGCGAGCCGCCCCCGCGCAAGGACAUCCCCCGCAACCUCAGCUUCAUCGCGGCUCUGACGGAGCGUGCUUACUACCGCAGCCAGAGGCCCAGCCUGGAGGAGGAGCCGGAGGAGGAGCCUGGCGAGGGCGGGACGCGGCUCGGGGCCCGGUCCCGCGCUCACGCGCCGAGUCGCGGCCGCCGGGCUCGUUCUGCGCCCGCCGGGGGCGACGGCGGCGGCGGCGGCGGCGGCGGGGGAGGCGGCGCCCGGGCGGCCCGCAGCCCGGACACCCGCAAAAGAGUGCGUUUCGCCGACGCGCUGGGGCUGGAGCUGGCCGUUGUGCGCCGCUUCCGGCCCGGAGAGCUCCCCCGGGUGCCCCGCCACGUGCAGAUCCAGCUGCAGAGGGACGCCCUCCGCCACUUCGCACCUUGCCAACCCCGCACCCGGGGCCUCCAGGAGGCGCGCGCGGCCCUGGAGCCGGCCAGCGAGCCCGACUUCGCCGCCCGCUUGCAGGCUCAGCGCAUCUGCCUGGAACGCGCCGAGGCGGGCCCGCUGGGCGUGGCAGGGAGCGCGCGCGUGCUGGACCUGGCCUACGAGAAGCGCGUGAGCGUGCGCUGGAGCGCCGACGGCUGGCGGAGUCAGCGCGAGGCGCCCGCCGCCUACGCCGGCCCCGCCCCGCCCCCGCCGCGCGCCGACCGCUUCGCUUUCCGCCUGCCCGCGCCGCCCGUCGGGGGCGCCCUGCUCUUCGCCUUACGCUACCGCGUCACCGGCCUCGAAUUCUGGGACAACAACGGCGGCCGCGACUACGCUCUCCGUGGGCCCGAGCACCCGGGCAGUGGCGGCGCCCCGGAGCCCCAGGGCUGGAUCCAUUUUAUCUAAGACCCCCGCCCCCACAGCACCACCU
Messenger RNA from Sorex fumeus (smoky shrew), 1157 nucleotides. It is a transcript of the gene PPP1R3E, whose product is annotated as protein phosphatase 1 regulatory subunit 3E. Gene Ontology annotation, cellular component: protein phosphatase type 1 complex. The transcript has 2 exons. Gene Ontology annotation, molecular function: glycogen binding; protein phosphatase 1 binding. The coding region runs from base 269 to 1132 and encodes 287 amino acids. Lineage: Eukaryota; Metazoa; Chordata; Mammalia; Eulipotyphla; Soricidae. The record is from RefSeq and is a predicted model, not a curated record. Gene Ontology annotation, biological process: regulation of glycogen biosynthetic process.